UGGUGAAGGGAAGAGGGGGUGGGCGUGACUAUAUUUAAGAAGGGAUGAUACUAAAAGAAACGGCGAUUUCUUUCUUCGUAGCUUUUUUGACUCUUCUUCUUCUUUCUUCUUUUUUCUCUAAUUCCUUAUUCCAAUACUCUCUCUUUCUCAAACUCUUAUCUUCUUCUCCGAGUAAAACAAACAAUGAAAAGCAAAGAGAGAAAAGUUAAAUACACGGUACACCGGAAAAUCACUUCCUUACCGUUCAACGGUUUCCCAAAAACUGUGAAAAUCAUAGUCACUGAUCCAUGUGCUACUGAUUCUUCCAGCGACGACGAAGAAGAAUACGACAACAAAUCUCUACCUCCGAGAGUCAAACGUUUCGUGGAAGAGAUCAGGUUCUGUAACAACGACGACGGAGAUAAACCGGAGAGGAAGGUGAAGAGCAAGUCAGAGACGGCGGCGAAAGUUGUAGUGAAGCCAGUGGUGAAGUACAGAGGAGUAAGACAACGACCUUGGGGGAAAUACGCGGCGGAGAUUCGUGAUCCUUCGACACGUACUCGUCUCUGGCUUGGUACUUUCGCCACGGCGGAGGAAGCUGCUUUAGGUUACGACAGAGCAGCGAUUCGACUCAAGGGACAUAACGCUCAGACUAAUUUUCUCACUCCUCCUCCUCCACCUCCUCUUCCUCCGGUGAUUGAUCUUGAAACGGUGUCUGGUUGUGAUUCAGCGAAGGAAUCACAGAUCAGUAGUAGUCUAUGUUCUCCGACUUCUGUUCUCCGGUUUGGUCACUACGAAGAAACAGAGUUCAGAACAGAACCGAUGACAAAGCAGGAAGAAGCUUUAUUAUCAUCGGAUCCGUUUUUCUUGCCUGAUUUGUUUCGCUCCGGUGACUUUUUCUGGGAUUCCAAAUUUACCCCUGAUCCUCUGUUUCUUCUUGACGAAACAACCCAUAACAACCAAAACAACAACACAGUGUCUGAGAGUUUUCCGUUAGGAGUGAUCGGAGAUUUCAGCUCGUGGGACGUUGAUGAGUUUUUCCAAGAUCAUUUGUUCGAUAAGUAAGUUGAGGUCUUCCUCUGAAAAUUUUCUGGGUUUUUUUUUUUUGUGAGUGAUGGUGGUGGAUGAGUGAGUGGUUUGAUGAUAGCGACGGGGAUGCAUCUUAGCCGUCCGUUUUCCCCUUUCGUGGACGGCUUAAGAUCAACGGAAGAAGUGCAUCGGAAUAUUUUUAUUUUUUUGCUAUUAUGUAAUUUUGCGAGUAUAUAUAAAUAGUACUAGUAAUUAAUUAGAGUGAGAGUUAAAGAAGAUUUGUGAGAGUAAUUAGUAAUUAUUUAUUUAUUGUUAUUAGGGGGUUUUGAAUAUUUGGGAGGAUUUUGUUGUUUGGUUUUUUCUCUCAAGAGUCUGUCACUAUGCAAGGAAGCAGUAUAUAUAUAAGAUCGUAUAUUUAUGUGAAAUCUUUGUCUUU
This is a messenger RNA of Camelina sativa (false flax), 1444 nucleotides long. NCBI's taxonomy places the organism in Eukaryota, Viridiplantae, Streptophyta, Magnoliopsida, Brassicales, Brassicaceae. The record is from RefSeq and is a predicted model, not a curated record.